GGCAAGACGCAGAUGGGUAGCAGAGCAAUCACCACCGAGCUCAAGUAACCACGCGGGCUCUGCUGACAGCUUCCUAAGGUGCCAGGGGCGGGAGGAUGGAGGAAGGAAUGAACGCUCUCCACGACUUUGGGAUCCAAUCAACUCGCUACCUCCAAGUGAAUUAUCGAGACUCCCAGGACUGGUUCAUCUUGGUGUCUCAGGUCGCUGACCUCAGGAAUGCCUUCUUCGUCCUCUUCCCCAUCUGGUUUCACAUUCAAGAAACGGUGGGCAUCAGACUCCUCUGGGUGGCUGUGGUUGGAGACUGGCUCAACCUCGUGUUUAAGUGGAUUCUCUUUGGACAGCGCCCCUACUGGUGGGUCCUGGACACGGACUACUACAGCAACACCUCUAGGCCUCUGAUAAAGCAGUUCCCGCUCACCUGUGAGACUGGACCAGGAAGUCCUUCGGGCCAUGCCAUGGGCACAGCAGGUGUAUACUAUGUGAUGGUCACAUCUGCCCUCUUUAUCUUUCGGGGAAAGAAAAAGCCAACAUAUGGAUUCCGGUGCUUGCGCGUCGGCCUGUGGUUGGGGUACGGGGCCGUGCAGCUGACCGUCUGUCUGUCACGGAUCUACCUUGCUGCUCACUUUCCCCACCAAGUCGUCGCUGGAGUCUUGUCAGGUAUUGCUGUGGCCGAAACCUUCAGCCACAUCCAGGGCAUUUAUCAUGCCAGCCUCAAGAAAUAUUUCCUCAUCACCUGCUUCCUGCUUGGCUUCGCCCUUGGAUUUUACCUGUUGCUAAAGGGGUUGGGGGUGGACCUCCUGUGGACUUUGGAGAAAGCCAAGAGAUGGUGUGAGCGGCCAGAAUGGGUCCACAUUGACACCACACCCUUUGCCAGCCUCUUCAAGAACCUGGGAACGCUCCUGGGGCUGGGGCUGGCUGUCAACUCCAGCAUGUACCGGGACAGCUGCAAGGGAAGGCUUGGCAAGUGGCUCCCAUUCCGCCUGUGUAGCAUCGUGGCGUCUCUCGUCUUCCUGCACCUCUUUGACUCUCUGAAGCCCCCAUCCCAAAGGGAGCUGAUCUUCUAUGCCUUGUCUUUCUGCAAGAGUGCGGCUGUGCCCUUCGCAUCAGCCAGUCUCAUCCCCUACUGCCUUGCCCAAGUCCUGGGCCAGACGCACAAGAAGUCCUUGUAAGGCAUGUGGAAUGUGCAAUAUUUAAAGUCCGUGACUAUACAAAGGACUGGGGGAAAAUAAGGUGUUUUGCAGCCCAUUCUGAGGCCAGAGGUGCUAACAUCAGCUCAGGUGACCCUCUCCCCCUUGGGCAAUCCUAACUGUAUGGAAUGAUGUUUUUUUCUGAAAAGGUAACAAGGCCAUUUGUGAAAGCCUUGACUGUUAGAAAUUGAGUCAUUCUCAAUUUUUCUCUGAAGACCUACUUACCCAUGCUCUGUCAGAUAGGUGAGAGUGAGAUUUCCAGGUAGGGAAGCUCAAAAGCCCGGGCCAGAGAUCCCAGCUGAGAAUUUGGACCUGUGCUCAUCCCUGCCAGGAAAAGGAGAAAGGCAAAGUGGACUGGACAGGGAGAAAAUGGAUCAAGGAGCUCUUGCAAACGAGAUGCCAACUUAUUGAAGUUGUAUUUGAAUAUUUAAAUAUAGCAUUAGUUUUUA
Molecule: messenger RNA, 1636 nt
Organism: Jaculus jaculus (lesser Egyptian jerboa)
Lineage: Eukaryota; Metazoa; Chordata; Mammalia; Rodentia; Dipodidae
Gene: G6pc1
Product: glucose-6-phosphatase catalytic subunit 1
Exons: 5
Coding region: 96-1169 (357 amino acids)
Biological process (GO): glucose 6-phosphate metabolic process; gluconeogenesis
Cellular component (GO): membrane
Molecular function (GO): glucose-6-phosphatase activity
Source: RefSeq, a predicted model, not a curated record